Molecule: messenger RNA, 861 nt
Organism: Dacryopinax primogenitus
Lineage: Eukaryota; Fungi; Basidiomycota; Dacrymycetes; Dacrymycetales; Dacrymycetaceae
Product: glycoside hydrolase/deacetylase
Exons: 5
Coding region: 1-861 (286 amino acids)
Biological process (GO): carbohydrate metabolic process
Molecular function (GO): hydrolase activity, acting on carbon-nitrogen (but not peptide) bonds
Source: RefSeq, a predicted model, not a curated record
AUGGUAAAGAAAGUUCUCUGUGGGUUUGGCGUCGACGUGGAUGCUGUAGCGGGUACGCUCGGUUCAUAUGCCGGUGAAGACUCGCCGAACGAUAUCUCUCGUGGUAUGUUUGCGGGAGAGGUGGGCACUCCGAGGCUGUUGAAACUGUUCAAGAAGUAUGACAUGAAGACAACAUGGUUUAUCCCUGGACACUCUCUGGAGACGUUCCCCGAGCAGAUGGCGAUGGUGCGGGAUGCAGGACACGAGAUAGGCCUGCACGGGUACUCACACGAGAAUCCAGUAGCGAUGACGCUCCAGCAACAGAAGGACAUCCUGGAGCACACCUUCAAGCUCUUGACCGACUUCUGUGGCAAGCCUCCAAAGGGAAGCGUCGCUCCCUGGUGGGAGACAUCCGCCGAAGCGACCGAGCUCUUGCUCGCCAAAGGCGUGGAGUACGACCACAGCGAUAUGUCACACGACUGUCAGGCAUAUUACCUGCGCGAUCAAGACAAUUGGACUAAGAUCGACUUCUCGCAGGAGGCGAAGAGCUGGAUGAACCCUCUCGUACGGGGCAAGCCUACGGGGCUGGUGGAGAUCCCCGCCAGUUGGUACCUGGACGACCUGCCGCCAAUGAUGUUCAUCAAGAAGAGCGCGAAUUCUCAUGGAUGGGUCGAUACGCGUGUGGUGGAGCAGCUGUGGAAGGAUCAGUUCACGUACUUUUACAGGGAGUAUGAUGAGUUCAUCUUCCCUAUUACGAUUCACCCAGAUGUGAGCGGGAGGCCGCAUGUGCUGCUCAUGCUGGAGAGGUUUAUCGAGUGGGUUAAUACGCAUGAGGGUGUGCAUUGGGUGACGAUGAGAGAGAUGGCGGACGACUUUCUUUAG